This is a messenger RNA of Penicillium cataractarum, 1197 nucleotides long. RefSeq lists its product as uncharacterized. Lineage: Eukaryota; Fungi; Ascomycota; Eurotiomycetes; Eurotiales; Aspergillaceae. The transcript is spliced from 2 exons. The record is from RefSeq and is a predicted model, not a curated record. Bases 1 to 1197 code for a protein of 398 amino acids.
AUGGUCGCUAUCGGAGUCCUCCUUUCGUUGAUGCCAUGCCUCCAAUUCGGCUAUGGCUUAACUUUGACAGGUGAUCCUAGCCUGACUAUGGAUCUCACCGCUGAUGCCGCCGAUAACGCUCUUGUGGCCGACUGGGACAUCACCGUUGUUUUAUAUUUGCAGCAAGAUUUGGAAGCCACUGUUGAGUACUCGGGAAGUUCUGAAAGCACCUCAAUCGAUGACGAGACUUUGAGCGCCACUGCCAAUGACACGUCUGUGAUGAUCAUCACAGCUGGCGCGGAUGUGAACCUCACCGAUGAUACUAUUGUGAAGCACGGGUAUUCGACCAAUCUUUGGGAGGCUAGCUUUUGGGGCUUAAACGCGGCAGUGAACAUUCAAAAUACAUCUAUUUCCUAUAUUACCGACAUCAACGUGACGACCCAUAAUGGCGCCGCCAAUAUCUACGCCUAUGGAUCUGAGACUGUCGUUCACAUUGAUGGGGCAUGGCUCUAUAGUUCUGGCCCAGCUGCGCAUGGACUCUAUGCAUCCGGUAACGGAACGAUUAUUGCGACCGGUACUGCGACUAUCUCGGAUAGUACCCUAUAUGCAGGCUUGCUAGCUGGAUUUGUCAUUUUUUCCUCAUCUGAGAGGUAUUCUGGCGCGAGCCUGAGUAUUAGCUCAUCAACCAUCGACCUUCUUAACGAAGAUAUACCUGCAUUGUGGUUUGGUAACGUCAUCGCCGAUGCUACUCUUGACGAUGUGGUCAUUACAACCGAGUCUGGAAUCCUCGUCGUUGCAAACUACUCGCAAGUCACACAAGAGUUUGACUACUAUGCAGGGUAUUCUGACAAUAACGCCCUAUCCCCGGCCGAGGCCUAUAUCAUAGUGUCCGAUAGCACUCUCACUGGUGACUUGGUUGCCUAUAAUGAGUCACUCAUUAGCUGGUCCCUGACCGACUCUUCCUCCUGGACUGGGACUGCUUACUCUGGAUACGGAACCUACUAUAUCGGAGUCAGCUUAGAUUCAACCUCUACCUGGACUCUCACUGCUGAUACUUGUGUCUACAAUUUCACCGACACUGACACAUCUGUUACAAAUGUCAAGAGCGGCGGAUAUACUCUUACUUACGACAAAUCAUCUUCUGCCAACACCUGGCUCGAUGAGAAAACCGUUUCACUCUCUGGCGGUGGCUCUUUGGUUCCCGGUACCUGCAAUUAA